Rhizophagus irregularis DAOM 181602=DAOM 197198 is the source of this 2184-nucleotide messenger RNA. Lineage: Eukaryota; Fungi; Glomeromycota; Glomeromycetes; Glomerales; Glomeraceae. The record is from RefSeq and is a predicted model, not a curated record.
GAUUGAUCGGUCUGUUGAUCUUGGCAUAGAGUCACUUGUACUUGGGAUGGCUCAUCGUGGACGUCUUAAUGUCUUGAGUAAUGUAGUCCGUAAACCAAAUGAGUCCAUUUUCAAUGAAUUCAGUGGAAUAGAGCCAUCAGAUGAAGGGACUGGUGAUGUGAAAUAUCAUUUGGGUAUGAAUUAUGACCGACCUACGCCUUCUGGCAAGCAUGUACAUCUUUCUUUAGCUGCAAAUCCAGCACAUUUGGAAGCAGUCGAUCCUGUUGUACUUGGCAAAACUCGUGCGCUUCAACACUAUGCAAAUGAUGAAAAGGAACAUCAUCGUUCAAUGGCUUUAUUAUUACAUGGUGAUGCUGCUUUUGCAGCUCAAGGUGUCGUGUAUGAAACAAUGGGUUUCCAUGAUCUGCCAAAUUAUACUACGGGUGGUACUGUUCAUUUAAUUGUCAACAACCAAAUUGGUUUCACUACAGACCCUCGAUUUGCUCAUUCAACUCCAUACUGCUCAGACGUGGCUAAGGUAGUAAAUGCUCCUAUCUUUCAUGUUAAUGGUGAUGACGUAGAAGCAGUAAAUUUUGUGUGCCAACUCGCCGCUGAAUGGAGACAGACAUUUAAAAAAGAUGUUGUCGUUGAUAUUGUUUGCUACCGCAAAUAUGGUCAUAAUGAAGUUGAUCAACCCAGUUUUACUCAACCUAGAAUGUACCAACAAAUAGCUAAACAAACACCAAUUCUUGAAAAAUAUGUACAAAAGUUAUUGAAAGAUGGCACUUUUACUAAGGAGGACAUUGAAAAGCAUAAGAAACGGGUUUGGAAUAUAUUAGAAGAAAACUAUCAAAAAAGCAAAGAUUAUGUACCAACAAGUCGUGAGUGGUUAUCUAGUUCUUGGAAUGGUUUUAAAUCACCAAAGGAGCUUGCCGAAGAAAUUACACCAGCAUAUCCAACUGGUUCAUCUUACGAGCUCCUUCAACAUGUUGGUGAGGUUAUUAGUUCAUAUCCAAAAGGUUUUAAUGUACAUUCGGGUUUAGUUAGAAUUCUUAAGGCUCGUGCUAAAGCUAUCAACGAAGGACAAGGAAUUGACUGGCCCACUGCCGAGGGACUUGCAAUUGGUUCAUUACUUCUUGAAGGUAAACAUGUUCGUUUAUCAGGUCAAGACGUUGAGCGAGGAACUUUUUCACAACGACAUGCAGUACUUCAUGAUCAAGUAAAUGAAACACAAUAUGUACCAUUAAACGAUUUAAGACCUAAUCAAGCUAAAUUUUCAGUUUGUAAUUCUUCUCUAUCGGAAUUUGGAAAUCUUGGUUUUGAAUAUGGAUAUUCUCUAGUAAACCCUAAUUCUCUAAUUUUGUGGGAAGGACAAUUUGGAGACUUUGGCAAUAAUUCUCAAUGUAUAAUUGACCAAUUCAUAGCUUCAGGUGAAAAAAAAAGGAUACAACGUACUGGAUUGGUUGUUUUAUUACCACAUGGUUAUGAUGGUCAAGGACCUGAACAUUCUAGUGGACGAUUGGAACGUUUCCUCCAAUUAUGUAAUGAUCAUCCAUAUGAAUGUAAUAUGCAAAUAAUAAAUGAAACAACUCCUGCAAAAUAUUUACAUGUUUUAAGAAGACAAAUUCAACGUGAUUUUAGGAAACCACUUAUUGCAUUAACGUCAAAGAGACUUCUUCGACAUCCAAUGGCACGUUCUUCUCUUGCUGAAAUGACUGGGGACACAACAUUUAAACGUUAUAUACCAGAUCCACAUCCUGAAACAUUAGCAUCACCUGAAAAAAUAACACGGCAUAUUUUAUGUUCUGGACAAGUUUACUAUGCCCUACUUAGAGCUCGUGAACAGAAUAAAAUGGAACAUGUUGCCAUUUCUAGAUUAGAACAAAUAUGCCCUUUUCCAUACGAUUUGUUAUCUCAACAUAUUGAUAAAUAUCCAAAUGCUGAACUUAUAUGGGCACAGGAAGAACCAUUGAAUGGAGGUGCAUGGACCUAUGUUGCACCAAGAAUUCGAACUUUAAUGAACCAUUCAAAACGUCAUGAAGGUAAAACUGCUAAACCUGCAACCCGUUUACCUUCAGCAUCUCCUGCUACCGGUAACAAAAAGCAACAUAUUCAAGAGGAACAUGAUUUGUUAUCUCAAGCAUUAAUUGGUCAGAUAAUUGAACCAAAAAAAGUUGUUUCUGGAGUACCGGUCUGGGAAUAAAA